AUGUUCCCGGGCGUUGACCCUUCCACGGUUCGGCAACUUUUGCUCCAGCAUACGUUUCUGCCGCUUGUCUCGAUCCAUUCUACCCACAGCGCCGAUGCGCUUUUCCAGAGCGAAUGCCAGUCAGCUCUGACCUCCGUGCUCCAGGUUUUCAGACCCUACGGCAACAACGCCAAGUACGGCAUCCCGAACCAGGGAUACAAAAUUACAAACACCCAGCUAGUUACACGCACGUAUGGGCUGUUUCCUGUGCGGUUUGAACCGCUGUUGUCUGAAUUGUUGACGGUGCAUCAUCAGGCAGACGAUAAGCUUCGAGGGCUCUUCAGUCUCUCGUCAUUAGAGCUUCUCAUGAAGCACAGAGCUCAGGACCAGGCGCAGGCGCCGGAAAACUUGUACACGAGUAUGUUUCGGAAAGUCAUCACCUCAAACAGAAUAGUUCUGUUUGACACGCUCAACCAUCCCGUGGCACAGCUUUUCGUGAUCGAUGCUGCUACAGACUCGGUCGAAUCGCUUCGGCUGGCUAUAGUGGAGUUCCGCAACUUCAAUUUCCCGCGGUAUUUCCAGACGGCCGAUCUUCUAGUCCAUGUCAUAGUGUUGUAUGAUACUCGUACAACGGACGAAAACCUGGUGGCUCCCAUGCUUGCGGCGAUAAGACUGACACUCUCGGUUUCUGCAUCGACAAUCCCUAUGUUCCAGGCCUGUUCUGAGAAUGUACGUAUGUCCAAGGUGGAAAAUGCUACCGUAGAGGAAGAUGUGCAGCGCAUCUCCAUGCCUGAAGACGAGUAUCUCACUCUCCCCAAAACGCUCGACUCGACGCUUCGAAGCAAGCUACACGAGUUCAUCUCGCGAACUUUGGUGCCCCACAUGGAACGCAAAAUCCGGCUUUGGGAUGAUCUGGUGUUGGCGCCUAAAAAGUCUAUCACGGGCCGUUUCUUUUCUGUCUCACGGAAGAUCUUCAACGCCAAUGAGCUGGCUGACCAGCAUUUGGCAGGCUCUUACAACCAUAAUGGGAACUACUACUAUCGGCUGUCACCUGAGCAGUCCAUUAGAAAACUAGCAGAUUGGUCACUAAUGCUUAAAGAUUUCAAGUACGCCUAUUCCACUUAUGAUCUCAUCAAAAAAGACUACACUAAUGAUAAGGCGUGGCUCUAUGUUGCGGCAGCACAGGAAAUGUGCAUUAUCUCGCUUUUACUCGCUCAGACUCAGCCCCUUGCAUCUGAUGUCAUGCCUCAAGUUCCCAGCAGGAACACCUUGCGCAAAAUCCGUCAUGAUAUUAUUGAGCCGUACAUUGACAACUUGACAUACACGUUCAAGUCGCGGUUCAAUGUGACCACAUACGCCAUUAAAACUUAUUUGGUGGUGGCAGAGCUACUUCUCAAUAUGAGCGUCAUGUUCAAUCUCUCACACUGGUGGGCAGAUCUCAUUGAACGGUACUUUCUCACAUGUAUGGCAGAGAUAGACGCUUACCUUGCCUCUUCUGACUCUCCGCAUGUGUCGAGGGCUAUUUUAUAUGAACGCCUUGGAUAUUCAACAGCCCGAGCCGUUUUUGUUCCCGAUGGAUACAGAGACGCUGUUGAAACGAUGCAAACAGUGCUGGCAGGGGAAACAAAGAAAUCGUUCUCAUCUGAAACUGAAAAGACUGAGACUACAUCUGUUUCAGAGAGCACAAAGUCAGACGAGUACAUCAACCAAAAUAAAUUGCCUUGCGAAGCAGACACCAGCUUCAAGGGGCUCACCCGAAAGCGCAAAAGUGCACUUUGGUAUAUACUUUCCAUGCGAGAAUGGCUCUUACUCAACAAUAAUCGUCAGAUUGAGCGCUUACUACGCAGCAUUGAAGAGAAGUAUGAUAUUUCAAGCAAUACAGCCAAUUGGUAUGAUCGAGAAGAUUUAAUUUUGGCUCACAUCAAGGCCAGGCUGCAAAUUCCCGUUGUGUCCAAUGACUGA
This is a messenger RNA of Clavispora lusitaniae ATCC 42720, 1941 nucleotides long. It is a transcript of the gene GSG1, whose product is annotated as Gsg1p. Lineage: Eukaryota; Fungi; Ascomycota; Pichiomycetes; Serinales; Metschnikowiaceae. The record is from RefSeq and is a predicted model, not a curated record. Gene Ontology annotation, cellular component: TRAPPIII protein complex.